UCUUCAGACAAGACGCGGUAGAACUUAAACGCGUGAUGGCAAAUGCUGUGUCUCUUUUUGGGGUUCCAAAACUCAUCGUUGCCGAUCGCGGGCGCAUGUUCGAAUCUUCGAGCUUCGUGAACUGGGUCAAGGAACAUGGCAGCGACAUACACUACAUCACCCCAGAGAUGCACCACUCCAAUGGUCAGGCGGAACGAUACAUUCGUACUGUCUUAAACAUGAUAAGGAUUGAGGUAAAUCAUAAGGGUUCUGCGUGGUCUGAGGUGCUUGGUAAGCUACAGCUUAUACUUAAUAUCACUAAGCAAAAAUCUACGCAAGCUUCCGCUUUAAAUUUGCUAAUCGGGACCGAUGGAACCACCCCUGUGAUUCAAGCAUUGGUGAAGGAUGUGGCAGCAGAAGGGUCUCGGCCAAACUAUCAAGCUUGGCGGGAGAUUGUCAGAAGCAGAGCUAGUGAGCUUCUUAAGAAGAAUCAAACCCAGCAGGAUUCAUAUGUGAAUCGGAACCGGACACCAGCCCGUGUUUUUAAUGUGAAUGACUUGGUGUUCGUCAUCAAAUUCUCCCAGUCCACAGGGAAGCUGGAUCCUGGCAUGAGAGGGCCCUACAAGGUUCUCAAGGCCUUACCGAGUGGACGCUAUGAAUUGAAGCUCCUCUCCGGUGCUUACGGGAAGACAUCUCAAGCCGCGGCCGAGUAUAUGGUGCCGUGGAAGGGAGAGUGGUGUCCCGAGAGCUGUGCUGCCUUCUUUGAGGAUGACGGCUGCAACGAGUCUCAGGGAGGUGCAUCAUCAAGAGAUGCAGUUGCAUCUACCGACAGAGCGACUGCAGAGCAUGGACCAUCAACGAGCGGUGCUUCAGUGGAAACGUCCAGUGGAGUCCCUGCUGGUCCCAUGCUGCCCACGGAAGCGAGUCAGGAAGCGGCCAUCGAGGACGAGGCCGUAUCAGGAGAGGCCGUGUAAGGAAAACCGGCAUACGGUGUGACGGAUCCAUGCCACCACCGCCACCCGAGCCUAUAUAAGCAGGCCGCAGAGAGGCGCCGCCCUUUUUCCCGCGGCAGCUCUCAAGGCGUGAACAUCGGAGUUAGGUAGUGGUGAUCGACGCGAUUUGUGAGGUUGUACUUUUCUUGUUUAUUAUUUCUUCUAUUAUUGUGUACUUGUGUAAUUUGCAAUUGUUAAUAAGUGUAUGACAGUGAUUUUGUUCCCAUGUAAGAUAUUUUCGUUUGUAAAUAAAUUCAAAUAAAGGUUAUGUGU
This is a messenger RNA of Plutella xylostella (diamondback moth), 1244 nucleotides long. RefSeq names its product retrovirus-related Pol polyprotein from transposon 17.6. Gene Ontology annotation, biological process: DNA integration. NCBI's taxonomy places the organism in Eukaryota, Metazoa, Arthropoda, Insecta, Lepidoptera, Plutellidae. Gene Ontology annotation, molecular function: zinc ion binding; nucleic acid binding. The record is from RefSeq and is a predicted model, not a curated record.